GGAAAAAUCAAAGAAUAAUGGCAAUCGUCAUGUUGGGCAAGGAUCUAACGAUCAAGGCCCACAAGGAUGAUGAUGUUGCUUGGUGGGUGGACUCUGGAGCUAACAUACACGUAAGCAAGGAUCGCAAAUGGUUCAAAACUUACAAACCAGUGGAAGACGGUUGUGUUCUCCACAUGGGCAAUGAGUCAACUGCUCCAGUCGAAGGACGUGGCACCGUAGAGUUGGAAUUUACUUCCGGAAAGAUUCUUGUACUUAGGGAUGUGUUACAUGUACCUAAGAUUAGGAAAAAUUUGGUUUCUGGAAGUGUACUAAAUAAACUUGGAUAUCGUCAAGUUUAUGACUCUGAUAGAUAUGUAUUAUCUAAAUCCGGAGUGUUUGUCGGAUUUGGUUAUUAUAAUAAU
Messenger RNA from Linum tenue, 401 nucleotides. NCBI's taxonomy places the organism in Eukaryota, Viridiplantae, Streptophyta, Magnoliopsida, Malpighiales, Linaceae. The record is from the annotation of a GenBank genome assembly.